AUGCCUAGCAAGUACGACGAUGGAGAAAGCCGCCUAAACGAGUAUGAAGUAAUUAAAAAGAUUGGCAAUGGGAGAUUUGGAGAGGUGUUCCUUGUAAAGCAUAAAAGGACACAAGAAUUUUUCUGUUGGAAGGCUAUAUCAUAUAGGGGGUUGAAAGAAAGAGAAAAAUCACAACUAGUUAUUGAAGUGAAUGUGAUGAGGGAACUAAAACACAAGAAUAUUGUUCGGUACAUAGAUCGCUUUCUAAAUAAAGCCAAUCAGAAGUUAUAUAUCCUGAUGGAGUUCUGUGAUGCAGGGGAUUUGUCAAGGAACAUACAGAAAUGCUACAAAAUGUUUGGGAAAAUAGAAGAGCAUGCAAUUGUAGACAUUACGAGGCAGUUACUACAUGCCUUAGCUUACUGUCACAAUUUGAAGGAUGGACCGAAUGGAGAGAGAGUAUUGCAUAGAGAUUUGAAACCACAAAAUAUUUUUUUAUCGACUGGGAUUCGACAUAUAGGGAAAAUAACAGCUCAAGCGAACAGUCUGAAUGGAAGACCUAUAGCCAAAAUUGGAGAUUUUGGACUUAGUAAAAAUAUUGGCAUAGAAAGUAUGGCACAUUCAUGUGUUGGUACCCCCUACUAUUGGUCUCCUGAAUUACUUUUACACGAAACGAAGAGCUAUGAUGAUAAGAGUGACAUGUGGGCUCUUGGUUGUAUCAUCUAUGAACUGUGCUCAGGCAAAACGCCAUUUCAUAAGGCGAACAAUUUUUCGCAACUUAUUUCGGAACUGAAAAGGGGACCUGAAUUGCCAAUUAAAGGGAAGUCAAAGGAUCUAAAUAUGUUAAUCAAAAAUUUGCUCAGCUUGUCUGCGAAAGAGCGGCCCAGCGCUCUGCAGUGUCUGGGGUAUCAGAUCAUUAAGAGUGUGGGUCCCCCUGGGGGGGGCGUAGUAGGUGUAGCAGGUGUAGCAGCGGGCGUAGGCGUGGGUGCGGGUAUAGGAGCUGGCGUAGGCGUUGGGGCGGGUGCGGGUGUGGCUGUGGCUGCCACCCCCGGUGCUGUUGUCACGAGGAGAAAUCCAUCCAAGGAACACGCCGGUCUGCAGCUAGCCACCAUGGAAAACGGGAAAAAUGUGGAAGCAGCCAACUAUGUCAUUUCACCGAAUGUCUUGAUGAACCAAAGAAAUGACGAACAACGCGGGAGGAGAAGCUCCAGCUGCGUCAGCAGACAGAGCGCCAACAAUGUUACGAGUAAGGAUGAUAGGAAGUACCCCCAGGAUGGAGCUACUAACUGUCAUGCGGUUAAUGGGCACUACGGAGGUCGGGUUGAUAAGGGCCACGCGGAGAGGACCCGUAUUGAAAAGGAGAACGCGCAGCGGAAGGCGCUGGAGAUGAAGAUCCUGGAGAAGAAGCGGAUAGAGCGCUUGGAAAGGGAGCGCGUGGAGAGGCUGGAACGGGAGAGAGUUGAGCGGUUGGAACGGGAUCGAGUUGAGCGGUUGGAACGGGAUCGAGUUGAGCGGUUAGAACGGGAUCGAGUUGAGCGGCUGGAACGGGAUCGAGUUGAGCGGAUGGAGCGGGAUCGAGUUGAGCGGUUGGAACGGGAGCGAGUAGACCGCCUUGAACGGGAGCGAGUAGACCGCCUCGAACGGGAGCGAGUAGACCGCCUCGAACGGGAGCGAGUAGACCGCCUCGAACGGGAGCGAGCAGACCGCCUCGAACGAGACCGAUUGGAGAAGGCGCGUCGGAACUCGUACUUUCUCAAAGGCAUGGAGAAUGGGCCCAACGGAGGAGGCGGGCCAGCCGACGGGCCCAGCGUGGGUGCCAGCGACCGCAGGAGUCACAGCGGCGUGCGCAGCAGCAUACAGAGCAGUGCGAGGAGCGGCGUACACGAGAGUGUACGAAGCGGUGUGCACGAGAGUGUACGAAGCGGUGUGCACGAGAGCGUACGAAGUGUUGUGCAUGACAGCGUACGAAGCGGCGUGCAUGACAGCGUACGAAACGGUAUACCCGACCAUGUCCGCAAAAGCACGAGCAGCGCUUCGAACGUCGAAGGGAUGGGGAACGGGAGAGCUCUGCCACCCAACCAAGGUACUCACGGAGGAACCUUCUCUAGAGCGAAAGACACAAAUGAUCAUGUUAGUAAUUACAAACCAUACAUAUAUGACAGUAGAAAAGCAAAGAAUUACCAGGAGACCUUUGAUAGGAGUGACCUGCAUGGCUACAUGAAGAACAGCUCUAUAACCACGACGGUACCCUCCAGCCACAUUAUGCAGACACAGGGAAACAAAGCAGUGAGUGUGAAUAGUAAGUACCUGGGGGGAGGGGGUUAUGGAGGGUAUAGCAAUCACGCUGCCACUGGUCAGUACAUCACCAACUCGGUGGAGAGUGCAAAGUAUCGAGACCAUAGCAAGUACAGUGUCGGAUUGGCUGAGAAUGCAAAGGAGAUGUACAAAGAGACGGUGAACUCGAUUUGCUCCACGGAGUCGCAGUAUGAACGGGUGUAUAAUCGUAGUAACAGGGGGGUGCAUGCUCACAGUGGGAGUGGGAGUGGGAGCAGUGGAGGGGGGAGAAGCGUCGCAGGAGGGAGAAGCGGUGACGGGGGGAGAAGCGCCGCAGGAGGGAGAAGCGGUGACGGGGGGAGAAGCUGCGCCGGAGGGAGAAGCGACGAUCGGGACGGAGGGACCUGCAAGAGCAACAGGGUAUCAAACAUUUACUUUAAUGACAACGCCAGGAGGAGCGUCAGUGCGCUGCCACACAUGAAUGUAAUUAACGCGAAAAAAUGUGGCAUGUACAAUAACACGUGCGAUGAGGGCACGCUGAGUAAGAAGAGUGCCGAAGUAGAUCGGAGUUACAAGCACCUGGAGAAGGACAGGGAAUACCUUCUAGAGAAGCGCAAGAUGCUGGUGGAGAAGGAGAAGGGCAUCUACGACCGAAUGCGCCACAACAACGACUACGCGUAUGCGGCUGUACGCGGGUUCGACCGAGGCGAAGACAAGAAGCCGAACGAGCUGGAUAGGCGAAACAGAAGCCUCUCCAUGUGCAUGAACGAGCAAGAAAAGAGAAGGGACUCCUCCACGUAUAACAUGAAGAAGGAGUACCACGAGCAGCAAGAGCGGGGAGAACCCGGCAGCAGCUACACCGUGCAAAAGAGAAACAUGUACGCCUUAAAGAACUUCGCCCACAACGGCCCUGACGCCUACACGUGCAGGUAG
Molecule: messenger RNA, 3183 nt
Organism: Plasmodium cynomolgi strain B
Lineage: Eukaryota; Apicomplexa; Aconoidasida; Haemosporida; Plasmodiidae
Product: NIMA-related protein kinase
Exons: 2
Coding region: 1-3183 (1060 amino acids)
Biological process (GO): chromosome segregation; protein phosphorylation
Cellular component (GO): centrosome; nucleus; cytoplasm
Molecular function (GO): protein kinase activity; ATP binding
Source: RefSeq, a predicted model, not a curated record